Messenger RNA from Ziziphus jujuba (common jujube), 1771 nucleotides. Its product is annotated as glycosyltransferase BC10. The transcript is spliced from 2 exons. Gene Ontology annotation, cellular component: membrane. The coding region runs from base 418 to 1644 and encodes 408 amino acids. Gene Ontology annotation, molecular function: glycosyltransferase activity. The record is from RefSeq and is a predicted model, not a curated record. NCBI's taxonomy places the organism in Eukaryota, Viridiplantae, Streptophyta, Magnoliopsida, Rosales, Rhamnaceae.
AAUGCCUAUCUUUUGUUUCUCCUUUUGUUAUUUUUUUAUUUGGUAGAAAAAUGCUAACCCCAUACCAUAUCUCGCCUAGCCUUCACUUUUCACCCUGCUUCAUCAUUGAUUGAUAGAGGCUAAAUUCUAACUGAUAGAGAUUAGAGAGUAAGCUUGCAGAUUACAGGGGAUAUUCAUGCUCUAAGCCCCAUUACUCUGUCUGUUCAACAUAGCACAUGAUAUUCACGCACUCUCCCUUCAGUUUACGGUGAAAUUUUUUGCCCUCAUAGUCUAUAUCCCAAAUCGCCAUAACGUUUCAAAGCUUGUAAAAUUGCACGCCCACCCAGCACUUCUCAUGUGGUGUUGCUUCAAAUCAAAACGUCUUGGGGCCCUAUAAACCAAACCCUUUCGCAUCGUCCGGCAUGGUAUAGACAUUUUAUGGAGAGUGAGUCUUCAAAAAGAGAGAUGAAGCAGUGUAAAAUCACCAUCUUUGUAAAAAAUCUUUCAUUACGCAUUAGAAGAGAGGCAAAUGAAAGUUAUUUUCACCUCACCACCACCUUCAUACUCUCUCUGUGGAUGGUACUUUUUGUGGUCAUUUUAGUAUUCUUUUUUCAUUAUCACAAGAAAAAGUACAUAAUCUCAAAGGACUCUAAUUACUUCUCUCAGCUUAAUGCUUUUCAAGACAGCUUUCCUUUGUCUUCUAAUUUGCUGCCAUUUAAUAUUUCGAAUCGGAGAUCAAUGCAGAGAUGUCGGGAAGCUCCCAAAGAGCUAUGGCAUUCCAUGAGUGAUAAAGAGCUAUUUUGGCAAGUCUCAAGGGUUCCAGAUUUCCACAAGUGCCAGUAUAACAGAACACCAAAGGUGGCAUUCAUGUUCUUAACCAGGGGAAGACUGCCCUUGGCACCACUCUGGGAGAGGUUCUUCAAGGGAUAUGAAGGCCUCUAUUCUAUAUAUCUCCAUACAUCACCAGAAUUCAUCCAUGAGCCACCCGAAUCCUCUGUUUUCUACAAGCGUCGGAUACCAAGCAAGCCAGUUGAAUGGGGAAAGAAUACAAUGAUUGAUGCAGAGAGACGCCUAUUAGCAAAUGCUCUACUAGAUGUUUCCAAUGAGAGAUUUGUAUUGUUAUCUGAAACAUGCAUUCCUCUAUUUAACUUCACCACAGUCUACAACUACCUUGUACACUCUAAGUACAGCUUCCUCAGCUCAUUUGAUGACCCAAGAAAAACUGGCCGUGGCCGGUACAACAAAAGGAUGUGGCCAAUAGUGUCAUUGUCCGAUUGGCGCAAGGGCUCCCAGUGGUUUGAGGUUCACCGGAAGCUCGCCUUAGAGAUAGUAUCCGACGAGACAUAUUACCCCAUCUUUAAGGAACAUUGCAGGCCUCCUUGUUACAUGGAUGAGCACUAUUUGGUAACUCUAGUGACUAAGAUUUCACCUGACAUGACCUCUAAUAGUAGCAUCACAUGGGUGGAUUGGUCCAGAGGUGGCCCACAUCCUACAAUGUUUGUAAGAAAUGAUAUCUCGGAAGCCCUUUUCAAUCGGAUAAAGCAUGGAUUCAAUUGUAUUUACAAUGACCGAAUAAGUUCGGUUUGCUUCCUUUUUGCAAGGAAAUUUCAUCCAAGCACACUAGAGCCUUUGCUUAGGAUGGCUCAGGAUUUGCUUGGUUUUUAACACCUAAAGUUGAUGUUCAAUGAUUGGCCAUGUUGCUACUUCAGCAUACAAAAUUCAUAAGAAACAAGGAAAACUGAAAGAAAAUUAUUUGUUUUAUUGGGUUCCUAGCAUUUAGCAAUAAUAAUCA